Coniophora puteana RWD-64-598 SS2 is the source of this 744-nucleotide messenger RNA. RefSeq lists its product as uncharacterized. The transcript has 10 exons. Bases 1 to 744 code for a protein of 247 amino acids. The record is from RefSeq and is a predicted model, not a curated record. NCBI's taxonomy places the organism in Eukaryota, Fungi, Basidiomycota, Agaricomycetes, Boletales, Coniophoraceae.
AUGUCGUUUAACAUCUCUUCGAUCGAGCAAAACCUCAUCUCUGCCGCUAACACACAACUGGCUCAGACAAAGCCUUUCCCAGUGGCUUGCGCAGUAAUGGUAGCCUAUGAUUAUGUACUCAAUGUUGAUCUCGAGAGAAAAAAGUUUACCUUAGUAUCAUGGAUUUAUAUCAUGUUGCGAUGGCUUAGUUUAGCAUUUGUCUUAAUCGAGAUUGGUACUCCGGUUUGGGUCACCUCCAACUACCUUGCCACCAUCAUUACCCUGCUUCUACAAGGAAUAAUGACGCUGCGAGUAUAUAUUCUGCUCGGGAAAAGCAGGAAGAUUCUAUCUGUCCUGCUCACCUCUUUCACAAUCGCCCAAGCUGUCAACAUCGGAUCAGCGCUUCUCAUGAUAAAGCUCCUUGUUGCUCCAAACGACGAUCCACUGGGUUCUCCCUUGAUGAAGUGGUCUAUAAUAGUGUACAACGCCAUAAUGAUGGCAUUUGAAGCCAUCCUAUGUGGCUUGGUUGUAUACCACGGGGCUAAGAAAACCCAAAUGACUUCGCAGACGAAGUCAUCAAAUGUCUACACAAUGGCUGUUGCUAUUUCCGAGGCCUUCUUAUACGGCGUAGUUGGUCCUUGGAUGAUCCUUAGUCUUCGGAGCAGGGACGAGAAAACCAUGAACAGUCAGACAUCUCAAUCACUCGAGGUCUCUGUCGUAAAUUUUUCACACACCCAAGACUCUUAUAUUGAAGAGGAGGUCUAA